AUGGCGACUGGUUCCGCAAAGACCAUAGAUGAUAGUAGCCUUCAGAAAAUCAAGGGCGAUGUUCAAUCAGCAUACCAACAAAUGUUGCUAGUAACGCCAGCCGAUGUCGAUGUAGACAAGGGAAAGGAAAAGUGUUGGGAUUUCUAUGACCGGCUGAAACCUAGCCAUCCUCGCCCAGACUUUAAGAUUAACUUUCUUACUGGAAAGACUAAUCCAACAACCCUUGAAGAGGAGUUAAGAUUGAGGCUCGUCGUAGAGGCAAGACGGAAAGUGUCCCAGAAUGCCAUCAAAAUCAUCAAGAAGUUUGUUUCGACUAUUAAAACUGAACCCAAACUCAUGACUGGUCAGAAAUCCGCAAUGGAAGUACUUGAGAAGUUGAAAGCUCCACAGUACAUGAAACUCAGACUGAUUGAACUGUCCCUUGCCAGACAGAUCAGAUGGGAGACCGACGACGAGGAUCCAGACAGUGGGGGAGACAUUACAGCUUUCUCAGGAACAGUAACAUAUGGCCAUAGAAAACUCCUCGAAGCAGACAGGUUAUGGCGGCGGCUUAAUUCAUCGGAUGACAAGUCAAAGAUUGUCCCAACAACUAGAGCAUUGCUGCCAAUGAUGUAUUGGAAGAGGGAGAGCCUCUGGUUCAGAGAAGUAACUUGGACACAGUGGAACCCUUUCCAGCCCAAAAGCAGUAAACUAAAGAAAGAAGACCCUCCGGAAUGGGCUCUUAAAUAUAUCAACGCGAAAGAACGAGAGGGUCUCCGCAAGGUUAUGCAGCCGUUUCAUCACAGUUCUAAACCGUACAAACAUCCUAACGCGGUGUACCUGCUUCUGUGUCGCUUUAAAGGAGAUGAUAAAGUACAGGCGUACGCGGGAAAGGCAACGAACGGAAUAGAAGACAGGUGGUUACAGCAUGCGGGGGCAUCAAUACAUUUAAUAGAAAGCUACCGUGAAUUGAAAACUUUCAAUAAAGAACCUUUACGUGGUUCACUACUUGUAGACGUUUUAGUCGCUAGACUGUUCGCCGAAGGUGGUGGCAGAGAAUAUCUCACCCAAACGGCUGACGCAACGCACGACAAUAUCGCACUCUUUGUUGUCUGCACCAAAACAGAAAAACUGAAGGAGACAGAAAGCGGCCUCAUAAGCAGUUUAAACCUAAAGGACAUGAAGUGCGGUAUGAAUGGACACUUGUAAUCUUGGUUUGUUAUUGAACUGCAUGGCUAUUGACGUGGCCCGAAAUGUACAAGCUUUGGAAGAAUUCCUAAUGUACAUGUACCACUGAGAUUCAGAACAGGUCAUAAAGUCUUGUAAUUUGUAGAGUAACAUGUUGCUUUUUUAAAUGAUACAUGGGAUAUUUGUCCCGAAUGCUACCAAGACAGCUGCAAUAUGUCAU
Molecule: messenger RNA, 1387 nt
Organism: Branchiostoma belcheri (Belcher's lancelet)
Lineage: Eukaryota; Metazoa; Chordata; Leptocardii; Amphioxiformes; Branchiostomatidae
Exons: 1
Coding region: 1-1188 (395 amino acids)
Source: RefSeq, a predicted model, not a curated record